AUGUCAAAGUCGGUAACCCCUGCAACAACAACAUCAGCAGAUCUUCAUUCACUUCUGGAAGUCACCACAAAGCCACAUUCAUUCAAACAAAACCCCAAUAGGAAACCAGUUGGUAACAGACGCUAUAAACCAAGUCGACAAUUGAUUUCCGAUGAGAUCAAGUAUAUUCAACAAAAGGAAAAUCUACCCGUGGAUAAGCCUACAUAUUUAUCAGUCACUGCACCUCCUAGUCUAUUACCUAAGAAACAUUACUGUGACAUUACUGGGUUGGAAGGCAAGUACAAGAACCCAGCUAAUCAAUUACGAUUCCAUAACGUUGAGAUUUAUCAAGAAGUUAUCAAAAACAUACAUCCUGGUGUUGAUCAAGCGUAUUUGGAGCUAAGAGGAGCCAAUGUUGUUUUAAAAUAA
Lodderomyces parapsilosis is the source of this 408-nucleotide messenger RNA. RefSeq lists its product as uncharacterized. The coding region runs from base 1 to 408 and encodes 135 amino acids. Lineage: Eukaryota; Fungi; Ascomycota; Pichiomycetes; Serinales; Debaryomycetaceae. The record is from RefSeq and is a predicted model, not a curated record. Gene Ontology annotation, biological process: chromatin remodeling. The transcript has a single exon. Gene Ontology annotation, cellular component: Ino80 complex.